Messenger RNA from Suillus plorans, 1966 nucleotides. RefSeq names its product SRF-TF-domain-containing protein. The transcript is spliced from 3 exons. Gene Ontology annotation, molecular function: protein dimerization activity; RNA polymerase II cis-regulatory region sequence-specific DNA binding; DNA-binding transcription factor activity, RNA polymerase II-specific. Bases 279 to 1595 code for a protein of 438 amino acids. Gene Ontology annotation, biological process: positive regulation of transcription by RNA polymerase II. The record is from RefSeq and is a predicted model, not a curated record. NCBI's taxonomy places the organism in Eukaryota, Fungi, Basidiomycota, Agaricomycetes, Boletales, Suillaceae.
UCGGCGGGGAUUACCGCGGUGUGCCUGGCGGGCAUCUGAUACUCCGAUUAUGACCAAAUAAAUGACCACAAGGACAGUCUUUUUUUGAUCGUCCAGACUGAGACAACACACGCCCCGUUGACAACUCCCUCCCUUUUCCACCUCCUUCCAACUUCAGCGAUUCCUUUUAAGGACGCCGUCCGCACUGACACUAACAUCCUCCAAGUCGCGUUCAACGUUCAAAUUAUCUUUUAUUUCAACGCGUCCUCUUCAUCGUCGUCGUAGGGUGAACAACCCAUAUGGCCUAUCGCCGUCAACCUACUUCCACUACCACUAACUCACCAUCUUAUCCGUAUUCCAACGCCGCGGCUCAUCACAGCCAACAACCUUCCCUUUCCGGUCAGAGCAUUCAAGACGACCCCGCCGCCUCCUCACCAACAAUGCGUAAGCGCCAACGCACGGACCUCAAUCUCGCAAAUCCCGUCAUUGCGGAUCCUCAACAGCAACCACCGCCACCUGCUAAUCAACAACCUCACCAACAACAUCUUCCACAACCAGUACAACAACCAGGCGUACCAGAAGACGGUUUCAUUCAUGAUCAAGAUGCUGCCGAGAGUGGUGGAGACGACGAUGAUGAGGAGGAGAAACCCAAGUCGGACAAGAAGGCAGGAAGGCGAAAGAUUAAGAUCGAAUUUAUUCAAGAUAAAUCGAGACGUCACAUAACAUUCUCCAAAAGGAAAGCUGGCAUCAUGAAAAAGGCAUACGAGCUCUCUACACUCACAGGCACUCAAGUCCUUUUACUCGUUGUAUCAGAAACAGGUCUCGUUUACACCUUUACAACCUCAAAGCUUCAACCUCUCGUCACUCAACCAGAGGGCAAGAAUCUCAUUCAAGCAUGUCUCAAUGCCCCACAUGGUUCGCUGCCUUCUUCAAUGCCAGUCGGUACGCCUAUAGGUCGUGCGUCUGGCCCCAUGUCUUUGCCCGGCCCUGGAAGCACUAACCUUCCUGGAGGCCUUGCAAUUCCAGGUGGUCCUGUUGGUGGCCCUCAAAGCGCCACGAAGGAGGACGGUGACGAUGAAGCUGACGAAGAGGCUGCUCGCGGUAAUCGCGCAGCCGCAGCAGGAGACAAACGUCGUCGGCGUCCGUCUACAACUGGCACUGGGCCUGGUCGUACCGGUCCUGGAUCGCCGCAAACUCCAAAUAGCACUAUCCCUCCGCCCCUUUCUAUCCCAGCUGCCUCUCAACAUCAACAGCCGCAGGCACCGCCUCCGCCACAAAUAUCACUUGGCUCUCCGACGAGUCCACAACAACAACAUUCUCAAGUGCCUCAAUCUCCUCAGUACGGAACAUCCCCGACUGGAGGGUACGGUACUCAUGCCCAACAUCAUGGACAUCAUGCACCUGGUGGUGGACAUGGUGGAAGCCCAACAGACCCUGGAAUGUACGGGGGCCACAUGGGCUUGCCACCUCCAGGUACUUAUUCAUACCCUGGACCUGGUGGCCCUGGAGGCCAGGGCGGUCAACCUUUAGGUGGACUGGCCGCUGCUGCCGCGCAGCACUCGCAUUGGGCCCCGCCCCCGCCAGUUAGUCAGGGUGGUCAUUAUGGCCGAAGAUGAUGAUACGAAUAAUGACGUGUGCUUACUUUCAUGCAUGAUAAGCUUUCUUGUCCGUCCAAACUGGGUUGUUUUAUGCUUUACUCACUUCUCUGCAUGCUUCUACUUCUUCGUCUUCAGCUUCUUCGCUGUUAGUUACUCACAGCUAUUUUGGCUGAAUUUGUACAAAUAAUUGAUGAAUCCGCCUGGUCAUUUCCCAUUGUUUCCCCCCUGACUUGGUCUUAUCCAUAUUUCUUUCUCCAAACCUCAUUCAGUAUUUUGGAUGUUAUCAUGUGGUUGGCGUCAAAAGUGCUCGUACUCGUUUCUGUCCGUCCAUACACGACUCGCAUCUGUGCUAUUAGCAGUUUAACAAAGGCAGUGAUUGACGAAAAAAA